UCAGAGGCAAAAUCUCUCUCGUCCAUCUUGUCCAAGCUUCAUGGGACGCUAGAGACGCUACACCUCCUAGGCGCGUCGACGCCCGUGGAUGCCCUCCGGGACCUCGAUUGGCCGCAUCUCACUACGCUCAUCAUAAACGCAGAUCCCCCCACCGGCGAUCUUCCUCACGCGCGACUGCUACCGCGGAUGGAACUCCUGGCCAGGGCGCGCCACCGAGCGAGCCCCCCUCUGGCCUCCGGGUGCUCCGGCCCCUUCCCUUGGCCGAGGCUCGAGAGGCUCGUCAUAGCCUGCCCGAACGCCCAGGACGAGGUGUACGAGCACCUCCCGCCCACGCUCCGCGCGCUGUCCCUCCGCCACUGGAAGUUCGCGUGGCUGCACGAGGGGCUCGUCCCCUCGCUCUACCACAGCUCCGGCGCGAUGCUCGCCAUCCUCCGACGUUGCGCCGCUGCGGACAUCGAGCGCCUGGAGAUCGAGUACAGGGCGGACAGCACGUCCGAGGACGCGAUG
Molecule: messenger RNA, 507 nt
Organism: Epithele typhae
Lineage: Eukaryota; Fungi; Basidiomycota; Agaricomycetes; Polyporales; Epitheliaceae
Exons: 2
Source: RefSeq, a predicted model, not a curated record